CCAACGUAACUCCUUUAUAACUGCAGCUAUUUUUCUUUUCUCUUUUCUUUUCUUUUAUCCCAUCCUGUUGUUAAAUCAUGGUAAAGUUUUUAGUUUUAUUAUCUACUCUGGCGAUUGCUGUUAGUGCCGAGGUUCAGUCUUCGAUUGGGUUAUUCAAUGUAAGCUCGCCAGCACCCAACGCUCCUUUUGUUGCAAGUCAAAUCUUGCCGUGCGUUUAUACCGUUGCAAGCAAUGCUACUCCAGAUAAUCUUCAACUCUCUAUUUCACUUAAUUCUGGCAAUGUCACUACUGUCAUCAAUCCUAGUGCGGAUAUUUCUCAAGGGUAUAGUUUCCAAAAAAGCAUUGGUGGUGCAACUGUUUAUGAACAUCAAUUUAAUUAUCAAAUUCCCACCAAUACAACAGCCGGUUCCUAUCAAGUCAUUUUUACUGAUAAUGUAUCUCAAACAAAUCUUUCAAUUCCUAUUAUUAUUUCUGCUGCACCACCUACGUCGUCUGUCCAAAAUCCUAGUGCAUCUGGCUCGAGUGCACCUUCUCAAUCAAGUACAUCAUCUUCCAUAUUCAAACCCAGCUCAGCCGGUAACACUCUCGCUAUACCAAAGGCACUGCUCUUCAUGAGCCCUCUUCUUGUAAUCUUUUAAGCCAUUCAGACUGUUUUAAUUUUUAAUUUGUGUACAGAAGUAUUUUAAAAGUAAUAAUAAACCCCUUCUUUGGAAAAGAACCACAGCCAUUCUUUUAGUUACACAAACUGCUUGACAGAUCAUGGUACCUUUAUUCAAAAAUAAAUCAAUACAAAUAC
Molecule: messenger RNA, 796 nt
Organism: Rhizopus microsporus ATCC 52813
Lineage: Eukaryota; Fungi; Mucoromycota; Mucoromycetes; Mucorales; Rhizopodaceae
Exons: 3
Coding region: 78-638 (186 amino acids)
Source: RefSeq, a predicted model, not a curated record